AUGCGUGGUUUUCUGGUGAAACUGAACUUCGGUCUGCGAGACCUUUCUUUUUUCGAAUUGGGGAAAUGCGGAUCCCUGCAAGGUGGUGUACGUUAUAACCGAGGAGGAAUAAUGCGAGAACGGAGAACGACUGAGUUUUACAUGGAAUGGUUCGAUGUGAAUGUGCAUCGGAACAAGUUGACGUUUAUUCCAAUGCAUGUCCACAAAUUAGAGGAUGGGGUUAAACUUGGAGCACCUUGUUCGAGACAACAUUGUUUGGUGAAGAUUUUUUCCAUUGGAAAGUAUCUCAGCAGUGGUAAAUUCGUGUUGAAACCGAAUGAAGAACUUGACUCCCGGUUCUGCGUGACUGUCCAAAUCAACCGAUGUGAAGUUUUCUCGUCUCAUCAGAAGGGAUCCAUGUUAACAUUGAAGCAUGGAGAUAUCAUUGAGUUCUUCCUCCAAGGCAUUCGUGAGUUGACUUGCACAAUUGAAACUGAGCUGUUUUUGAGUGAAGUGAUGCUCGUGAAACAGCACCUUACUGAUUAUUUUCGUAUGAUUCAAGCGAUGAAGCCACAGGUCAUGUUUCUCUUGACCAAUGAAUGUUUGGUUCAAGUGCCGCAAACGUCAGCACUGCUGUUAUGUCCUUGGCCGGUUCUGCAAAACAUUUUCCAGUUUUUGACUCCCUUUGAAACCAUGGAAAACCUCGUUCCGGUGUGUCGGCAAUUUUUUCAACUGAUGAGGAGUGGUGCAAUUUGGACUCGUGUCCUGUUCAAUGUUGAUUUUGAAAAAGCAUACGUUCCAUACGGUCACCUGGGUGAUUUAUGCACCGUGAUUGCUCCACGCAUCCGGAUGCUUUUAUUGGACGUCGGACAGCUUUGGGGACGACGAUCCACAUUUUUACGGAGUAUUCUGUGUUCAUCGUUCGAAUCGGAUGACUGGAGGAUUCUGAAGUUGCUGGAAAUAUAUUCUUCUGGUCGUGAUGAUUUCGUGACAGCACUCCUGGAAAACAGACAAUUCUGCGCUAAAUUGGAAACCCUGUUGGUUUCUUGCGUUGAUUGCGUUAGCCUUUUAUUCCGGGGUAUAACUGGAGAAGGACCCGAAAUUUGUUUCCCAAAUGUUCGAGAAGUUACUCUGCGGUGUUCUUUGGAAGCGGACUUCUCUGUGAGGCCCAGCAAUGUCCUGACGUAUCUUGACUUCCUGGGCUCUGGUGUGCUGAGAAGCCUGCAUGCCAAAGCCUUGCCACUAAAGUUUAGUAAGGAUGAUUGGCUUCUAGCUCAAAGUAGGGGGACUUUCGCUGACCUAGAAUCGCUAACCUUGCAUGGAGGCGAUUUUCAGAAGAUGCCAUUCGCUGACAGCAUGCGCGAGGUUUUCCCAAAGCUAAAAUCCAUCUGGUUCCAAAAUGUACGAGUGUCACCGACGAAUGCAUUAGACCAUAUACUGGAGAUGCCAAGUGUGGAGAAACUUUGGUUCAGAAAUGUUCAUUCAGAUAUGUUUCCUGAACCGAUACCGCUUUAUUUCUUCGACCGGAGACCGAAAGAAUGGCUUGAAAACAUCAAACUCAUUUCCGCUGAUCAGUGGGAGAGGUAUAUCCCGUAUUCCAGGCUGAUCAACUUGGAAUUGGUUGCAUUCUUUUCGCGAGACAAGACGACUGGGGUCACAGACACAGAUGUUGAUGGUACACUUCCGCGAUCCCUGGAGAACAUUUUUAAGGAACUUCGCAACUGUUCGAAGCUUAAAGGACUAAUCCUACACAUUCCGGACGGUUUCCGGUGCGCAGUUCUCAACGAACUUCCCCAAAAAUUGGAGUUCGUUGCCAUUUCGGGAGCUAACAUUGAUGAAGUGAAAUCUGCGCUUGAAUGCCUUUACCCUGAUCAAACUCGUCUCGAAGAAGUGUGGAUUCGAGUGUUCAAUACAUCGAAACUUGGAUUUGAGGAAAACAUCGAACUUUUAAUGAGAUUCAAACAUCUCAAAAGAGUCGUGUUCGUGUAUAAGCCUUGUUCCCCUCCCAAAAGGAGCUUCGACGAUGAUGACGACCCUUAUGAUGACUAUUCCGACGACGAGUGCGGAACGAUGCGGGACCAGCUCUUGCAUGAUUUCGAAAGGGUGCUGCAGGAAUUUGCAGAUAGAGGGUGUUGCUGGAAACAAGCGACCUUGCUCAAUCCUAUUGUAAAGAAAAAUUUUGCCUACAAACGGAAGGUGGGAUUACCAAGAAAGAAUGUGGCUGACAUCGCCGGUAAUAAACGCCGAAACUUGAACUUGUUUGCUUGUUACAAUAUCCUGGAUAUUGCUGACAUUCCAUCCCAGUUGUGUCUAGAUUUCGGGACUGGGCUGGUUCAAGUUUAA
Molecule: messenger RNA, 2322 nt
Organism: Notodromas monacha
Lineage: Eukaryota; Metazoa; Arthropoda; Ostracoda; Podocopida; Cyprididae
Source: the annotation of a GenBank genome assembly